AUGGAUGACAACCAAGCCGUCCAGUAUUUGGAAUCCUUGAUUGGUCAAACACUGCGAGUCCACGCGACAGACACGCGUAUUUUCGUGGGCGCUUUCAAGUGUACAGAUUCGGCGCGAAAUAUUAUCCUCGCGAGCACAUACGAAUAUCGCUUUCCGAGCCCAUCGGCAGUUCGAGAUGCUGCCACUGACGCAGAAAACCAAGACUCCACGAUAGGCGCAGCUCCGAGAAUGUCAGAGUGA
Molecule: messenger RNA, 240 nt
Organism: Aspergillus nomiae NRRL 13137
Lineage: Eukaryota; Fungi; Ascomycota; Eurotiomycetes; Eurotiales; Aspergillaceae
Product: LSM domain-containing protein
Exons: 2
Coding region: 1-240 (79 amino acids)
Cellular component (GO): NatC complex
Source: RefSeq, a predicted model, not a curated record